AGGAAUUAUAACGUUGAUGUUUAUUACUAUGUGCUUUUCUUGAGAAUUUCCUUCAGAGAUUUAAACGAAAUGUGUUUGAUUUCCUAACAUGCACAUACGUGUUUUAAAAAAAUCAAGUGUAGAACAGCGUUUUGAUUAAAUGCACACUUCCGGUAUCGGUGUUCUUUUCCGCAGCGAAGAGUUUAUCUGGCUAGUUAGCACUUUAAGCAUGCUAACCGAGCAGUUUCCUUCUCCAUCAGCGCAUUCCUACUCUCUCUGCCCACUUAUUCCACACGCAUACUCGCAUACCACUCUGAAUACUCGUAGAAUGCUGUGCACAUGUAGAAGGCUGAUUAAAGAAUCCAUGCAAGCCCAUUUUAAAUAUAUUUUAAGGCUCUCAAUUAGCAUAGCUUAACAACUCGUAGGCGUCUUUUUUUAUUUAUUUAUUUUUUUUUUUUUUUUUAGCUUUUUUUUAGCUUUUUAGCGUUAGUCGCUGGGUGCAACUUGCAGCUUUAAUCAAAAUGUUGUUUGAUUUUAUACUGUCGUAAAAAAGAGAAAUUUAGCCGUAAAUUUAAAGGCACAAAAGGAAUCCGCGAUUCCAGAGUUUCAGCAUGAUCAUUUGAUUAGCUGGUUAUGAGAGCACAUUUUCAGUUGUAGAACUGUUGUAUUUGAUGGCGAGUUGUCUAGAUUUCUCAUGUUAACUUCAGACUUACUAUGAAGUUUAUUCAUGUAAAAGAGAGCCAAGUUAAUGGUUAUAAUUAGUGCAUUUUGCUAACUGUGGCAGCCAGUUUGCAGGCAACAUAACAUCGAGUGUUUAUUUGGGUUGGGAUCUGAGAUAUUUGUACAUGCUGGGUCAGUGGGGGCAAUGCUGGGUGUAUAUCAUAGAUGUCUUUAGCAUUUACUGAUGGUGUAAAGUGCCACUACCACCGCGUACUAUUGGUAUAUUAAGUUUAAAACCGGUCCGCGAAUUUCCCACCAGUGAAUCACUCCUCUCCAGGGGUUUGAUUUUCAACGGUAACGCCUAGCUACACUGACAUAGCUGAAAGCUUUUGACGUUCGUGUUUUGUUUACUUUUUGAAAUGGUCAAAAAUGUGCAUUCUGUCUUUGGUGUUUCCGGUUCUUAGUGCAAUCAGUGACCACAAAUCUGGUUCAUGAGAAUAACAAGAAAGGACAAAGACUUGAAAUAUCUGUUCUUAAAGAAUGUCUGCUUUAUCAAUCUUCUCUCAAAUGAAAGUCUCAUUUGGGAAGUGUUUUCUUAGCUUUAAAUAGAUACACCUUCUUCUCACAGAUCAAAAGGACAGUAUGGCCACCACUGUCGCAGUCAGCCCCAGUGAAUAUCUUCAGCCCUCCACUACUACCACUUCUCAAGAUUCACAGCCCUCCCCACUGGCCCUUCUGGCAGCUACCUGCAGUAAGAUUGGGCCUCCUGCUGCCCAAGCCCCAGUCAGCACACCACCAGCUCAGCCAACCACACGCCGUCUGCACCCCAUCAAGCCUGCCCCCAUUGCUCCAGCUCCACCCAAAAACCUUGGGUUUCUCUCAACAAAAGGGAAUGUUAUCCAGCUGCCUGCGGGCCUUGGUAACUCAGGGGCCAGUCCCAUUGUCUUCACGAUUCAGAGCCCUUCACGCCAAGCGGGCACAUCCACUCCCAACAUCCAGUACCAGAUGAUUCCUCAGUUCCAGGGAUCUCAGACCAUUCAGAUGGUGCCUCAGGGAGGACAGAUCCAGAUCAUCCCUGGAACCAACCAGGCCAUUUUCACCUCACCGGUCACAGUUCAGGCUGCCACACCUGCCCCACCACCUUUGGCUCCAGCGCCGGUUCCCCCGCAGAAGACAGUGGCGAUCAAGUCAUCCUCAUUAAAGCGUCGACAGAAUAAUGCUAAUGUUGUACGACUUCCUAGUGGACUCACUCUGCCUCUCAACAUUACCACAGGUGAUGUGGGAGGAGGACAGGUUGUUACAGAGACUGCUGCUGCUCCAGUGAAGGGCAAGAGGGGAAGAAAGAGGCAAGUGGCUGUAGCCCAACCAGCCACUGCCCCUCAACCAGCCUCACCACCACCUGUGGCUGAGCAGGUGGAGGCAUUGCUAAUAGAGACAACAGCUGAUAAUAUUAUUCAGGCAGGGAAUAAUCUCCUGAUUGUGCAGAGUCCAGGGGGGAAUCAGCCGGCUGUGGUGCAGCAGGUGCAGUUGGUUCAGCAGAAAUCCGAUCAGCAGGUCGUUCAGAUCCCCUCACAGGCUUUAAAAGUUGUACAGGCCGCCUCUGCCACACUUCCCCCUGUACCACAGAGACAGACAGUCCAGCCCAGUUUGCAGGUUACACCCUCAGAACCCACACAGGUGCUGAUUAAAACAGCCUCAGGCGAAUGGCAGGCUGUACAGCUACAGGAGACCAUGGUUACUACACCGACCACACCUGCCAGCACACCAGCAGUGGUCUCUAAAAAGGCUCAAACAGGGACACGGAAAGAGAGGACUCUUCCAAAGAUUGCCCCGGCUGGAGGGGGUCUGAUAACACUGAAUGCAGCCCAGCUAGCUUCUGCUGCUCAGGCUGUUCAGACCAUCAGUAUUAAUGGUGUGCAGGUGCAGGGUGUUCCUGUAACUAUCACCAACGCGGGGGGCCAGCAGCAUCUCACAGUGCAGGCGGUUCCAGGUGGGGGUCUACAGCUGGGCAGUACCCAAACGCAGACCAUGCAUGUGGAGCAAACGCAGACACUCGCACUGGAAUUGCAGAGUCAGCCAGGAGAGAAAAAACGACGCAUGGCCUGCACCUGCCCAAACUGCAAGGAUGCAGAAAAGAGGCCUGGAGAAGUGGGGAAAAGAAAACACAUCUGCCACAUAGUAGGCUGUGAAAAAACCUUUCAAAAGACAUCCCUGCUGCGGGCGCAUGUCCGGCUGCACACAGGUGAGAGACCAUUCGUGUGCAGCUGGGUCUUCUGCGGAAAACGAUUCACACGCAGUGACGAAUUGCAAAGACACGCCAGGACACACACAGGAGACAAACGUUUUGAGUGCAAUAAGUGUCAAAAACGUUUUAUGCGGAGUGACCACCUCACAAAGCAUUACAAAACGCACAUCAACACAAAGACUCUGUAAACAGCUACUUUCAGGUGGUUGCAAGAACAUUGGGAGGGAAACACUCUUCCCAGGGGCUUGAAAGAAGGGAGAAAAUAAAGAGGUCAACCCCCUUUCAUGUGUUCGAUGUGCCCCUGUAAAGAAGCCUGUUAAUACCAGCCAUUUCCGGUUCGACUUUACUCUUGCUGUCUCCUUUUUUAACAUACCCUCAUUGUCAGAGGAAGGCUGGCCGGCUGAACAAGUAUAGCUCUCACCUGAGAAACAAAGAACAUGGAUACCAUUCUUGUCUUGGUUGAGUUGAAAGGAAGUCUUUCUCAGUUUGAACUACAGCAUCAAUGAACACUCCAGCCAAAAAAGUUCCUAUCCCCUGUUAUUUCCAAAUUUUCACAUGUAUAUUUUUGGCUAUUUUAGCUAUCAUGCCCCCUCAGUGGUUUCUGGACUGGUAAAUGUUUGUUUUCAUACAUACAAACCAACAUUUGUACAUACAUGGGCAAAUUUGAACACAAACAAUGCUGUGGACAACUCUUUAACCCAUUUGAAGUAAUUUCAGUUGUUGAAUGACUUCUGGCUGAUUUAGACUUUUAAACAGAAGCCUGAAAGUUAUGAAACUUGAUAGCAUAUAACCUUGUUUGGUUGUUUUUUAAUAUCUGGGGUGGUUUACAUACUUUUCCAUGGUUUGACAAUCGUAUCUAGUCUGCAGAGGAGAUAAGGUCAAUAUCAUUGGACUUGCUGCAGGUGAAAAGGUGGGAACCCUCUUUUAUGAAGUUUGAAAUAAGGAAUAAUUUAUAUUUAAAAAAAACAUGUCUGUUUGUUAAAAGAUCGCUUGCCUGUCCACGCAAGAAUGUAGAUAAACAAGAACUCAUGUUUGUGUUCUAUUGUGUUCUGAAUUCAUGAAGCAGGAAGAAAUGUCUAUGGUGAUAAUCUGAUUGGUUAUGAAUAUAUACAAGGUUUUAUUUAAACUAAGGUACAGUUAAACCAGUCUCAAAUUAAUGGUUGGUGAAAGUCAGUCAUUCCUUUUAAUUUCACCUUUUUUUUGUCCAAGCUCUCUAAAAGAGGCCUUAAUAGGAAAAAAAAAUGUCUGCUCAUUUAUGUUUGUAUAGUGUCUGAAUUCAUACUGAUGUGUUUGGACAUAAAAUGGAGGAUAAUUGUUACACAAAUGUGUAUUGGCUGGUGCUGCCAAUCAUGAAAUAUGUAGACUGUGUACAGUGUAAACGAGAAGGAAAAAACAUUGUAUAGUUUAAUUCCUAUAAUAUGCGAGACUUAUAGAUUUCCCAUUUUAUUGACUAAAAGUUGCCUUAGUCUGUUGCACCCGUAUUUAAAGAGAAUUGUCUUUUUCCAUGGAACUGCAUUUGUAGAACUGCUUUAUUUUUGUCUAACUUAUGAAGUGUUAAGAAAAGCCAAUUUAUGUGCACUGACCAAAUUCAGGGUUUUCACUGAGUGGAUAAGUUAAUUAUUUGGUUCAUAUACCUACAUUUGAUUUGACAGUUUUAAAGGAUUCCUUUUAUCUUUCCAUGAUAUACACUGUAAAAAAAAACCCGUUGUUUUUACAGGAAAACGCUGGCAGCUGUGGUUACCAGAGAAUUCCUGUAAAAAAUACAGCAGCACAGUAGAUAACUUUACUGGCGAAAUAUGUAAAUUGAUUUACAGUGAAUGAAAUCACGGGUGAAUCACAUUAAAAAACGGUUAAUUCUACAAAUGUUUUUUGUUAAUUUUGCAUAACUGUGUUGUAUAUAAAUAGACCAUUUCCUGUAUUUUUUACAUGUAAUAAUUGCUUAUUGUGCAUCAAUAAAUUAUAAAAUUAACAGGGAAAUAUCAUACAUAAAACUAAUUUAAACUGCUAAAAACAACAGUAAAACUGCGUUUUAA
Molecule: messenger RNA, 4917 nt
Organism: Xyrauchen texanus (razorback sucker)
Lineage: Eukaryota; Metazoa; Chordata; Actinopteri; Cypriniformes; Catostomidae
Product: transcription factor Sp2-like
Exons: 7
Coding region: 1282-3072 (596 amino acids)
Biological process (GO): regulation of transcription by RNA polymerase II
Molecular function (GO): DNA-binding transcription factor activity, RNA polymerase II-specific; RNA polymerase II cis-regulatory region sequence-specific DNA binding
Source: RefSeq, a predicted model, not a curated record